AUGACCGGCAAAUUUUGGUCUCCUGCAGAGGAGAAGUACUUCUGGAAGACUGUCGUCGCCCACUCUGUUAAGCGUGCUCCUGUGGACCUUUCUAACGACGAGAAAACGUGGGAAGAGCUUGCGGUCGAUAUGCAGAAGGCAAUGGAGCACCAGGGCACCGCUCGCCGGUGGUACACUGGCUCCGUGUUAUUUGAGCAUUACUUCCAGAAUGUCGAGGGAGACAGAAGAUCUCCAAAUGCUACACCAUUUGUCGUUGAGUAUAUGAAAAAGCUCGGGCUAUUCCGUCGCAUCAUCAACCCUCGUUCAGGCCCUCGUGGUGGUCGCCCUCGCCGCAGAGAGGUGACUACGGCCGAGCCCCAGGGAGUCCAGGCUCCACCUCCAAGUCCAGACGGCUUCACAAUUACCCCCCUAGAGGAAGAUGAUGUCUUCUCACCAGAGUAUGCGGCACGCCAAGCUACUCAGUCUCGUCAGUCUCAUCAAUCGAGCCAAUCCAGCCAGUCUCGAGAAUCUCGAUGUCCUAGUCGUCUUCUGAAACGCCAACGCUUGCAAAAACUUGCCCCAACUCCCCACCCUCGACCAGUCUUAGAGCCUUCAUUCGAUACUACUUCCCAUAAUCCCCAUCAAACCACUUACGGUUACCAAAUGGAUGGGCAAUCUGUUACAGAAGAAUCUGUAUCUGGAUCAUCCUCAUCACGGUUUGAUGCCCUUCUCGCCGCUGCCCAAUUGAUGGAUACGGCAGACUACUCGACUGAGGGAAGCCCUGUGCGAGACCACUUUACAAUACAAUCAUCUUAUGCCUCAUCUUCGUUCCAGCCCCAGAAUAUCCCUGGCUACGGGAUGGAGAUUCAAACUGCUAAUAACACGCCGUCCUCCGAAUUUGCUUAUAGCGGGAUUGAUAUUCAGGACCUUAGCCAGAAUACCUCCGGCAUCACUCCGGGUUUCCAGGAAGAGUGUACAUUAGGACAUCCGACCGGACGACCUUCCAUUUCGCGCUUAUCGUCUGGGUCAUCCCUAUCUACUCUGUGUGGCCCUUCUGUUAAUGAACACAUACCAACUGGCGAAACAACUGAAGAGGAAUUAACUACUGAAGAUGAAGGAGAGAACAAAGAAAAUGAGGGUGAUGGAGGUGAUGAGUACAUUCAGAUGCCGGGCUUCAGGUUGAUACGAAGCAACCCAGUUCAACAAGACUUCAUCAUCUACGAAGACGGCCAGAUUGUCCAAGGCUUGCAACUUCAUAAUGUUCGCCAGGUAUAUGGGAACUUUGACACCUAUGAUGCUAACAAAGAGAACGAAGGCGCCCAAGGAGCAUAUGAUGCGAGUAGCUUUGGUCUAGCGGGCGGUGUUGUUGGCACCCCGAGUAGUAUAUUCGACACUAUGUACUGAGGGACCAGAUCCCGGAAUUAUCCCUUCUCUUGCCAGCUGGUAAGCUCAUGCAUGGACUACAUGCGCUGUGGAACGUGGUGGCGGUGAUGGUAACAGUAAAGGUGGCAUUAGCCUUGUUGCAUCAUUCUAAGGAGAAUGACAAUGCUUGAACUGUAUGAAGAGGUGGGAGCAAGCUGGCUUACACGAAAGCUGUCCUCAACUGCGAAUAGUUAAUGUGUGGCGUCAAGCCGUGGGAAACCAGGACAAGGAUUGCUUUCGCAGACGGGAUAAUGAAAACAUUAUCCCCAGUUCUUGUAAUGCCUUAAGUCUAUGAAAACCUAGACUAAUAAUAUGUUCUGUGUUCUCUGACAGACUCUGAACUUGAAUGUCGAGGAUUGUUU
Messenger RNA from Daldinia decipiens, 1763 nucleotides. RefSeq lists its product as uncharacterized. The transcript has 3 exons. The coding region runs from base 1 to 1383 and encodes 460 amino acids. The record is from RefSeq and is a predicted model, not a curated record. Lineage: Eukaryota; Fungi; Ascomycota; Sordariomycetes; Xylariales; Hypoxylaceae.